Messenger RNA from Pocillopora verrucosa, 874 nucleotides. The record is from RefSeq and is a predicted model, not a curated record. NCBI's taxonomy places the organism in Eukaryota, Metazoa, Cnidaria, Anthozoa, Scleractinia, Pocilloporidae.
CGCCUUUGCAACUUUCCUCUUCAUCCGCCAUCGAAAAAGAUGCCUAAAACUAAAAGGGUAAAGAAGGUGGCACCAGCCCCUUACACCACAUCCAAACCAGUGCCAAAAAAGGUUGUUAAUCCUCUCAUUGAAAAACGGCCAAGGAAUUUUGGCAUAGGUGGGGAUAUCCAGCCCAAACGUGAUUUGAGCAGAUUUGUCCGAUGGCCAAAAUACAUCAGACUUCAAAGGCAAAGGAGUGUUCUUUACCAGCGUUUGAAGGUUCCUCCUUCUGUCAAUCAGUUCACUCAGACACUGGAUAAACAGACCGCCACCCAGCUUUUCAAACUGAUGCACAAGUAUCGCCCAGAGACCAAGGCCGAGAAGAAAGCACGUCUUACUGCUAAGGCUGAAAAGAAAGCAGAGGGUAAAGAAGAACCUGCGGGAAAGAAGCCAGUUGUGAUCAAAUAUGGCCUAAAUCAUGUGACCAGUCUUGUAGAGAACAAGAAAGCUCAACUUGUGGUCAUUGCUCAUGAUGUAGACCCCAUUGAGCUUGUUGUGUGGCUUCCAGCUCUCUGUAGGAAAAUGGGUGUUCCUUAUUGUAUCAUAAAGGGCAAAGCUAGGCUGGGAAAAGUAGUACACAAGAAGACAGCCACAGUACUGUGUUUUACUGCUGUACGUCCUGAAGACAAGAAUAACUUUACAAACCUAUGCGAGGCAGUCAAGACUAACUUCAAUGAGAGGUUUGAUGAGAUCAGAAAACACUGGGGCGGAGGCAUCAUGGGCAGCAAGUCACAGGCAGCUGCACACAAGUUGGAAAAGGCCAAGAUCAAGGAGAUGAAAGUGUGAUGUGUAAAAACUCCUUCACAAUGUAUUAAAACAAUUUGCUGCUAUAGAA